AUGAUCCCCCCUGAGCCGCCGCAGCAGCAGCUGCAGCCACCACCGCCGGCCCCGCCGAACCAUGUGGUGACCACCAUCGAGAACCUGCCGGCCGAGGGCAGCGGUGGCGGCGGCAGCCUGUCCGCGUCCUCCCGGGCUGGCGUACGCCAGAGGAUCCGCAAAGUGCUGAACAGGGAGAUGUUAAUCUCUGUGGCUCUGGGACAGGUGUUAUCCCUUCUUAUUUGUGGAAUUGGCUUGACCAGCAAGUACCUGUCAGAAGAUUUCCAUGCCAAUACACCAGUCUUCCAGAGUUUCCUCAAUUACAUCCUUCUCUUUUUGGUCUAUACCACCACACUAGCUGUCAGACAAGGAGAAGAAAACCUCCUGGCAAUUUUACGACGAAGAUGGUGGAAGUAUAUGAUCCUGGGACUCAUCGACCUGGAAGCAAAUUACCUGGUGGUCAAGGCCUACCAGUACACGACUCUGACCAGUAUCCAGCUCUUGGACUGCUUUGUGAUCCCAGUGGUGAUUUUGCUCUCCUGGUUCUUCCUGCUGAUCCGGUACAAAGCUGUACAUUUCCUCGGCAUCGUGGUCUGCAUCCUGGGAAUGGGCUGCAUGGCAGGAGCGGAUGUCCUCGUGGGAAGACAUCAGGGAGCAGGAGAAAAUAAGCUGGUAGGGGACCUUCUGGUCUUAGGAGGAGCCACGUUAUACGGGAUCUCCAACGUCUGGGAAGAAUACAUCAUCCGAACCCUGAGUCGAGUGGAAUUUCUGGGGAUGAUUGGACUCUUCGGGGCUUUUUUCAGUGGAAUUCAAUUAGCCAUAAUGGAGCACAAGGAGCUGUUAAAGGUGCCCUGGGAUUGGCAAAUAGGACUGCUCUAUGUUGGCUUUAGCGCCUGCAUGUUUGGUCUCUACAGCUUUAUGCCAGUCGUCAUAAAGAAAACCAGCGCCACUUCGGUCAACCUCUCCCUGCUCACAGCAGAUUUGUACAGCCUGUUCUGCGGACUGUUUCUCUUCCACUACAAGUUUUCAGGGCUGUAUCUCCUGUCUUUCUUCACCAUCCUCAUCGGGCUGGUGCUCUACUCCUCCACCUCCACAUACAUAGCCCAGGACCCCCGAGUGUACAAGCAGUUCCGCAAUCCUUCGGGCCCCGCCGUGGACUUACCGGCCACAGCUCAGGUGGAGCCCUCGGUCACCUACACCAGCCUGGGCCAGGAGACCGAAGAGGAGCCCCACGUCCGUGUGGCCUAAGAUGAGGCCCUCCCUGCCCACUGAAGUCACCUCCGUGGCCACGUCGUUCACCCUUCAUCUCUGUAUUGUACAUAGAGAAAGGUAUUUAUUAGGUGCGGUUUACGCAGGUGGACUGCAAGGUAGCAAAUCUGAAAGCCUGUAAGAGGCACAAGCUAAACAUCCCUGGAGUCACGGCCUCCGAGCCACCUGACUUAGAGAGACACCUAGCUAGUGUGUGUCCUGAUCACAACCCUCCUGCAUUAAUUACUGUGAAAACUUUUGAAUUAAAAGCAAGUAUUAUUAUUAUUUGUAUUAUUAUUGUUACUGUUAUUACACUAACUUUCAGGAGGAUGUUUUGUACUCCUGAUGAGAACUAUCGCCAAACCCACAUGUAAUUAACAUAAAUCCCACUUUUCUAUGGCAAGUCACUUUUUAAGAAUCAUACUUUAUUUUUUUGCACAGUCUCUAUGAGUGCUGCAUUCCACAGGAGCUCCACCCUGAGAAGUUUCCUUAGCCUAGGGGCCUGGUGGCUGAUGGUUUCCUCUGUUACCUGUUGGAUUGCCUGCUCAAUAAGUAUUUUGUGCUGUCACCCUUGUGGGGAGGGGCAACUGACCAUAUAAUUCUCUAUUCUAGGAAUAGAUAUAAAGCAAACACUUGAGCUUUUUUAUAUUUCAAUCUCUGAUUACUCCGGGCCAUUGCCUUUCUGUUGUACCACGUGAUUCUGCUAAUGAAGUCCCUGUAAUAAUAGGAUAAGGAACCUUUCAUUU
Neomonachus schauinslandi (Hawaiian monk seal) is the source of this 1973-nucleotide messenger RNA. It is a transcript of the gene SLC35F1, whose product is annotated as solute carrier family 35 member F1. The transcript has 8 exons. Gene Ontology annotation, cellular component: membrane. The record is from RefSeq and is a predicted model, not a curated record. Gene Ontology annotation, biological process: transmembrane transport. Bases 1 to 1227 code for a protein of 408 amino acids. Gene Ontology annotation, molecular function: transmembrane transporter activity. Lineage: Eukaryota; Metazoa; Chordata; Mammalia; Carnivora; Phocidae.